Molecule: messenger RNA, 2379 nt
Organism: Neocloeon triangulifer
Lineage: Eukaryota; Metazoa; Arthropoda; Insecta; Ephemeroptera; Baetidae
Gene: alpha-PheRS
Product: phenylalanine--tRNA ligase alpha subunit
Exons: 9
Coding region: 95-2332 (745 amino acids)
Biological process (GO): phenylalanyl-tRNA aminoacylation
Cellular component (GO): cytosol; phenylalanine-tRNA ligase complex; cytoplasm
Molecular function (GO): tRNA binding; phenylalanine-tRNA ligase activity; ATP binding
Source: RefSeq, a predicted model, not a curated record
AACAGGCUGAUUUUCUAUUUUCUUCGCCUCUCUGAUGAUGAAAGUGUGAUGAAAGGAAUCCACGUGUGACAGUUGUUUUGUCGUGAUAUCAAAAAUGAGUGUUACGCUCCCGGAAAAGAUCCUUCAGUACCUUGAUUCCAAGGGAAAAGGAGAUUCACUCCUGCUGGCUGAUGAAUGGAAAGAGGACAGUCAAAAAAUUGUUGGAGCAAUCAAAAGUCUUGAAGCUUUAGGAAACGUCAUAGCCGUAGAGCAGUACACAAGAAAACAAUGGGAGCUGACAGCAGAAGGCAAAUUGGUUGCCGAAAAAGGUAGUCAUGAGGCCGUAGUUUAUAAUGCAGUUCCAGACAAAGGGAUUCCUCAGCCUGAGCUUAUGAAAGCACCGAACGCAAAAGUUGGAUUCAGCAAAGCCAUGUCUGCUGGCUGGAUUGUGAUGGACAAGUCUUCCGGACAGCCCAUUAUUAAAAAGAAGGUGGCCAGCAUUGAUGACGUUGUGCAAAUCAAUUUGUCUCAACUUCAAAAAGGAGUUGACAAGAUUAGUGAUGAACAGAAACAAGAGUACAAGAAACGGAAGCUUCUCCAAGAAGUUGUGGUCAAAGGUUUUCAUCUUAGCAAGGGGCCAGAGUUCAACCUGUCCAUUAGUAAACCUGAAACUGACCUUACUCCUGAGAUGAUUGCGCAGGGCACGUGGAAAUCAAAACAAUUCAAGGAGUACAAUCUAGGCGCCCUUGGAGUUCCACCUCCUUGUGGACAUUUGCACCCCCUGCUUAAAGUUCGGGCCGAGUUCAGACAAAUCUUCCUUGAAAUGGGAUUCACCGAGAUGCCUACUAAUAAUUAUGUCGAGAGCUCUUUCUGGAACUUUGAUGCCCUCUUUCAACCCCAGCAACAUCCAGCCAGAGACGCUCAUGAUACAUUUUUCUUGUCAGACCCUAAGGAGUCUUCAAACUUCCCAAUGGAUUACCUAGAAAAGGUUAAGACCGUCCAUAGCAAGGGGGGCCAUGGUUCACAGGGCUAUGGUUAUGACUGGAAAAUUGGUGAAGCUCAGAAAAACCUGCUGAGAACCCACAGCACAGCGGUCAGCGCUCGGAUGCUUCACAAGUUGGCAAAGGAGGGCUUCAGACCGGUGAAGUACUUCAGCAUCGACAGGGUGUUCCGAAAUGAAACCUUGGACGCAACCCACCUUGCAGAAUUCCACCAAGUAGAAGGCGUGAUUGCUGACUAUGAUUUGGGGUUGAGUGGACUGAUUGGCGUACUUUACGAGUUCUUUAAGAAACUGGGCAUUGAGAAGCUUUACUUCAAGCCAGCAUACAAUCCUUACACAGAGCCAAGCAUGGAAAUCUUCAGCUAUCAUGAAGGUUUGAAAAAAUGGAUCGAGAUUGGAAACUCGGGAAUGUUCAGACCAGAAAUGUUGUUGCCGAUGGGCUUGCCUGAAAAUGUGAAUAUUUACGGCUGGGGAUUGUCUCUCGAAAGGCCAACUAUGAUCAAGUAUGGUAUCAACAAUAUCCGUGACCUGGUGGGACCCAAAGUCGAUCUGCAGAUGGUUCACGACAGCCCCAUUUGUCGUCUAGACAAAGAUGAUGACCAAGCUGAAGAACAGCAGCCAUUGUCCGCGGUCAAUGCCCUGGAGAAGGAGUGGGACAACAUCACAAAACGGAUCGAAAAGCUGCAGGCUACCGUGAAGAGUUUGCAAUCAAAAUUAGGCGUCCCACAGCAAACAUCUGCUGACUGUGGCAAGUUUGAUGUAACCAUUUUUGCAGACCCAAUGCAUCCACCUCAUUCAAUCAUCACCCUGAUCAACAUGCUGGACGAGAAGAUUGGAGUGAGAAAGUCUUCACACUGUCACUCUUCGCUGAAGCUGCGACCUGACCAUCUGAAAACAAUUUUUGACCACCAAAGUUCUGACAAACCACCAAAUAACAGCGUAACAGUGAUCUGGAAAUCUGUCGGAACAAAUUUGGAGAUGGUUGUGUCGCCUGUGGCAAAUGUCAAGGUUACAGGCGAGGUCAAUGUCCUACGCUACUUGUCCCGAGUUCUCGAGGCCAAGAGCCCUGACUUCAAUUGGUACGAACGACUUCCUGCUGAGCAAUCGUCACAAAUUGACUACUGGCUUGACAAGGCUCACAAUGCUAUGCUCAAAUCUGACACCCAGUCACUUCUGAAGACACUGGAUCAGCAAUUAAUCAACAGAAAAUUCAUCAUAGGCAAUGAUUUGUCUCCUGCAGAUAUUUUUGUUGUUUCAGUCUUGUCAAAUCUAAAUCUUAAAUUGCCCAGGAAUGUUGAUAAAUGGUACAAGCAAUGUACACAACUUAGGCUGAGCAUUCUUGGCAAAAAAUAACGCUGCAUAUCAGGUCAAUAAAAUCCUAAUGAAUCUUGAUAUUGUAA